GAAGAGGUAGCGGCAAUCGCUUCCCAUGGGCAAUGCAGUCCUUCUACCCGCCGCGCAGAGGCGGCCCUGAGAAGGGCGCGCCGGAGGAGGUGUGGAGGGCCGUGAGCCAGAUUCCUCGUGGGUGUGUGACCAGCUACGGCCAGAUCUCCUCGCUGCUCGGGGCGCCCUGGACCCCCCGCUUGGUGGGCCAGGCGCUGAAGAAGAACCCCUUCGCGCCAGAAGUCCCCUGCCAUAGGGUGGUGAGAGCGGACCGCACCUUGGGCGGCUACUUUGGCGCCACGGCCUUCGAGGACGAGAAGGUCCAAACGAAGGUCCGGCUGCUUGAAGAGGAGGGCGUUCUCCUGGAGCGGAAAGGCGAGGCCUGGCUGGUGCGCGCCGGGUGCUUCUGGUCCUUCCCCAGCGCGGCUUCCGCGCAGGCGGCGGGGCGAGCUUCCGCGCAGGCGGGCGAAGGUGUGAGCUUGUAUCCGGCCAAGCGGAAAGCUGAAGGCG
Messenger RNA from Effrenium voratum, 489 nucleotides. Lineage: Eukaryota; Dinophyceae; Suessiales; Symbiodiniaceae. The record is from the annotation of a GenBank genome assembly.